AUGGAGAACUCACUCGCUAUCUUACAUUUCCUUUCUCCACAUAUCCUAAGUUCCACCACUAAUCUCCCCAUAUUCUCAAUCAUCAGAGCUACUAAAACCCUCCAAACUCCCAUCUCUCCCAAUCACAAAAAAAAUCUACUUUCCUUACCUCCUCCCCUCCCACACCUCCUCCAAACCCAUUUCUCACCCACAAAACUUCCCACCCCUAAAAUCUCUUCCCAAAGUCCUCUUCUUACCCAAAAUUCUCUCUGAUCUACCCAAAGACCUAAUUAGUUAUUAAUUGACAAUGUAUUAGAUUUUGAAUUAAACAGGAGUAAUUUUUAAGAAGAUAAAAAGGCUGGAAAAGGAGGUCUUCAAGAGAAAUAGGCUAAUUUUGGAUUGAGGUGAUAGGUGGAGCGGGAUGGGCUUCUAAAGGCCUAGGUGAUGAGAUUGAGUGAGAAAGAGAAUCAGAGGCUUGGUGAGGGAGAAGGAUGAUGGGUUUGGACGGGUAGAGAAUAUGAUGGUUUAUUUUUUCUGAUUGGAAUAAGAAAAAUUCGGUAAAAUACUUUUAGAAUGUAUUAAAAUAAUCCUUGGCAGAGGUGAAAUUUAGAAAGAGUCUUUGGGAUUCGAAAAUUAUUAGUAAGAGCAGGUUAAUCAAACACAAGAAGAAAAUUACCAAACAUAAUCAAUUAGUUCACCAAUCUAUAUUUACGACAUUUCAAGUUGUAAUCAAGUUCGACACAAAAGUGUUCACAUAAAUAAUUAAAACCACUCUAAAUUAACUUUCCAAAAUCCCACCAUUAACUCCCCAAAACCUCAAAUUCUAUCUAAACACCUCAAAAUCCCUCUUCUCCAAGCCCAAAGCUAUACUUCCCUGCUGCCUGCUCCAAUCUGACUCUAAGCUUAAAAAAUUUAACUCUGAAGAGAAAUAUAGACUUUUAAGGUACAAAUUCUGCCUUAAGAAAGCCAAAAAAGGCUGAGUUUCAGCAGUGAAGAGGAGUGAGAGGGAAUGUUCUGUUGAGGCCUGGAAGGGGGAUUUGGGGACUGGGUUGAAGAGAGGGCAUUGGAUUUAGGGAAGGAAAUUAGGAUUUGGAUUCAACCGU
Moneuplotes crassus is the source of this 1082-nucleotide messenger RNA. NCBI's taxonomy places the organism in Eukaryota, Ciliophora, Spirotrichea, Euplotida, Euplotidae. The record is from the annotation of a GenBank genome assembly.